This is a messenger RNA of Agrilus planipennis (emerald ash borer), 1110 nucleotides long. RefSeq names its product regucalcin-like. Gene Ontology annotation, biological process: L-ascorbic acid biosynthetic process. The record is from RefSeq and is a predicted model, not a curated record. The coding region runs from base 97 to 1074 and encodes 325 amino acids. Gene Ontology annotation, molecular function: gluconolactonase activity; calcium ion binding. The transcript is spliced from 3 exons. Lineage: Eukaryota; Metazoa; Arthropoda; Insecta; Coleoptera; Buprestidae.
CCAAUGUAAAUCGAGCAUUAGACCAAGAAAGAUGUUUUUUAGACAGUAUCCAUUUACUCUUGUUACAUUAAUUACGCUCACAGCAUUCAAUGUCAGAUGGAACACUUAUAUUCAAUUAUUUUAAACAGUUCUAAAGUGGAUGGCCCGUGUGUGCGUCAAUUAACACAACCAUUCGAACUUGGCGAAGCACCUACUUGGGAUGAUCGAAUUAAAUUGUUAUAUUUUGUUGACAUACUGGCCGGAAACAUAUAUUCUUACGAUCCUGUCACAACAAUUUUGAAUAGUAUUCAACUUGACGGAGAUGUUACACCGGUUGUUCCCACAGUACAUGAUACCCAUGUAUUUGUGGCAGGACUAAAUAGAUCGCUUGUUGCGAUACGGUGGGAUCCUAAAGGUAGUAAAUUGCAAGCUGUAGCUACCCUUACAACAGUGGCAAAACAAUUUCCAACAAGUCGAUUCAACGAUGGAAAAGCAGACGCUCAAGGAAAAUUGUGGAUAGGAACAAUGGGCCCCGAAAAUACAAACCUUGCUUCACUUUAUUUGAUAACAAAGGAAAACAUUGAAAAUCCUAAAGUUGUAAUAGCUCCUGCUAAUAUUAGUAACGGUGUGGCUUGGAAUAAAGCAAACACGAAAUUUUUCUACAUCGACAGUCCAACUCGUCAAGUUAGGGUGUACGAUUUCGACCUAAACUCUGGUGAAAUUUCAAAUCCAAAAGUGGUCUUUGAUGUAAGAGAACACGAUGAAUUAACAGGGAAUCCCGAUGGAAUGACGAUAGAUGAAGAUGAUAACAUAUGGGUGGCAUUAAACGAGGGUGGAGCUGUGGUUAAAGUUGAUACAAACAGUUUAGACGUUUUGCAUGUAAUAGCAAUACCAGCUUCAGAUGUUACGUCUGUGGCUUGGGGUGGUGACAAUCUUGAUGUUUUAUUUGUAACGUCGGCACGAAUUAGACUUAAUGCAGAAGAAAGAAGACAACAACCUGCUGCUGGAAGCUUGUUCGCAGUUUACAAUUUAGGUACUCGGGGGUUACCUACUCACUAUGUGGAUGUAAUUAAUGAUACAAACUUCCCAGCUUAACAUGAAUUUAGGCUUUUUCUAAUAAAAUUUUACUUU